Molecule: messenger RNA, 3260 nt
Organism: Durio zibethinus
Lineage: Eukaryota; Viridiplantae; Streptophyta; Magnoliopsida; Malvales; Malvaceae
Product: root phototropism protein 3-like
Molecular function (GO): protein binding
Source: RefSeq, a predicted model, not a curated record
UACAACAAUGGAAAAGAGAAGAAAAGAAACUGAAACUCCCACUCUUUUUUAUUAUUAUGCAUAGAGAAAAGUAUCUACAAAUUCAAACCCACCUCCCCAAAAAAAAAGUAAAAAUGCAAAAUCAAAAUGAUCCGAAAACAGUAACAUACACUAUACUGCCCCAUUUCUUCACAGCCUGUAAGAAAAACCUUGAAAAUCCGUGAGAAAGCCGACAAUUCAAGAUAAUUCCUAGCAUCCCAUGUGGGAUUCUUCUUUUUUUUUUCCCCUCAUCAGCUCUCUCUUUGUUGUGUCACGACAUAGUUGUUCGGUUCUUGCUGUGCGUGUGUGUGUGUGCGCGUUUGUUUGUUUUUCCCUCUUCUCCUCCUCUCUGUUGUAAGAGGCACUUUCCCUGAGGAAACAAACCCUGUUUCAACUUCCUCUUAGGCUUUUUGUUUUUCAAUAUGUGGGAGUCAGCGAUUGAAUCUGUCAGAGGGAGAGAAUAUGGGAAUGGAGUCCUUAGCUCCAGUAAGCAUGGUGUCAAGACUGAUGGUUUUGAGCUUAGGGGCCAAUCCUGGUACGUUGCUACUGAUAUUCCAAGUGACCUUCUAGUUCAGGUUGGAGAUAUCAAUUUUCACUUGCACAAGUAUCCCCUGCUUUCCCGAAGUGGAAAGAUGAAUAGGCUUAUAUAUGAGUCCCACGACCCAGACCUGAACAAAAUUGAUUUGGAAGAUCUCCCUGGAGGACCUGAGGCGUUUGAGCUAGCAGCAAAAUUCUGCUAUGGUAUUGCAUUAGACUUAACGGCAGGUAAUAUAUCCGGUCUGAGAUGUGCUGCAGAGUACCUUGAGAUGACAGAGGACUUGGAAGAAGGAAAUCUCAUAUUUAAAACUGAAGCAUUUCUCAGUUACGUUGUCCUAUCCUCAUGGAGAGACUCAAUACUUGUACUGAAAAGUUGUGAAAAGCUCUCACCAUGGGCAGAAAACCUUCAAAUUGUUCGAAGAUGUAGUGAGUCGAUAGCUUGGAAGGCUUGUGCCAAUCCAAAAGGAAUCAAAUGGGCAUAUACUGGGAAACCCUCUAAAGUUUCUAGCCCCAAAUGGAAUGAUUUGAAGGAUUCAAGCCCCAGUAGAAGCCAGCCUGUUCCUACUGAUUGGUGGUUUGAAGAUGUUUCAGUCCUUAGGAUUGACCACUUUGUAAGGGUUAUUACCGCAAUCAAGGUCAAAGGAAUGAGAUUUGAAUUGGUUGGGGCUUCAAUAAUGCAUUAUGGAACCAAAUGGCUUCCUGGUUUAAUAAAAGAUAGUCAGGGGCAAGCAGAUGAUACGAGCAGCAGCAGCAAUAGUAAUAGCAGUGGCAGCAGUAGCUGGAAAGGUGGACUCUAUAUGAUUGUAGCGGGAACUAAAGAUGACACUUCAUCCAUUCAGGCCAAAGAUCAAAGGAUGAUCAUCGAAAGUCUCAUUAGCAUAAUUCCACCACAGAAAGACAGUGUGUCAUGCAGUUUUCUUCUUCGGCUUUUGAGGAUGGCAAACAUGUUGAAAGUGGCACCUGCUUUGGUGACUGAAAUGGAGAAGCGGGUUGGUAUGCAAUUUGAACAGGCUACGCUGGCAGAUCUUCUCAUUCCUUCUUACAACAAAACCGAGACUUUGUAUGAUGUGGACCUUGUUCAAAGACUCUUAGAGCAUUUCCUAGUUCAAGAGCAGACAGAAAGUUCGAGCCCAAGUAGGCAAUCUUUUUCUGACAAACACAUGUAUGAAGGAACACCAAGGGGCAAUAAUCCAAAUGCCAAGAUGAGAGUCGCCAGGCUAGUUGAUAGUUAUCUCACAGAGGUUUCCAGAGAUAGAAACCUAUCUCUGACAAAGUUUCAGGUACUGGCAGAAGCUUUGCCUGAGUCUGCAAGGACCUGUGAUGAUGGACUUUAUCGAGCAAUUGAUUCCUAUCUUAAGGCCCAUCCAACACUCUCUGAGCACGAAAGGAAGCGACUCUGCCGUGUCAUGGACUGCCAAAAACUCUCCAUUGAUGCCUGCAUGCAUGCUGCUCAAAACGAAAGGCUCCCCCUGCGAGUCGUGGUGCAGGUGCUCUUCGCGGAGCAAGUGAAAAUUAGCAAUGCAUUGGCCAACAGCACCCUCAAAGAUCCCGCAGAAACUCAAUACCAUCACUUUAUACCGAACCGUAACACAUUACUUGAAGGGACACCACAAUCAUUCCAAGAAGGAUGGGCAGCUGCUAAGAAGGAUAUUAACAGACUCAAGUUUGAGCUGGAAAGCGUGAAGGCAAAAUACCUUGAGCUCCAAAACGACAUGGAGAACUUGCAACGACAAUUUGAUAAGAUGUCAAAGCAGAAACAGACAUCCCCAUGGAGCAGUGGAUGGAAGAAACUAAGCAAACUCACUAAGAUGACAACCUUAGAAAACCAUGACGUCGGACCUCAAAUCUCAACCACGGCCGAUCAGACUAGAAAGGCACCUAGAAGAUGGAGAAAUUCAAUUUCAUAAAAGGCGAAAAGGUGCAAGAAAAACUGAAAAAAGAAAAAAAAAAAAAAGGCAUAUAAUUAAUCAAAGAAAGAGGUGCCUCACCUCUACAUUUCCAUGCAUCCUGUCUUGCUGUGUUUUUCUCUUCCCUUUUUUUCGUUCAUAUUCUUCUCACUUUUUUUAUCUACAGCUUUUACCCUGAAAAAAAGAGGAAAACAGAAAAGCCAGCAUGAAACAAAAGUAAAUUUGUCACUCAAAACGUGUUUCUUUCUAUGUGUGAUUCACCGAUUUGCUUUGGAGAGUGUGAUGAUUCUUCUGUAAUUUUCAACUUAGUACCCACUUGUUUUCCAAGUGCACAUCACAUAUUUGCUCUACCUUAUCAGAUAAAGAUAGUGCCAAAUCAAACAUAGGAAAUGAUGAAGGAGAUAAAAAUACAGAGAAUCAACUACCAAUGAGUUUCACAUGCAGAGAUAAGGAUAUCAACUAACAAUAAUUUUAUCAUGCAUGCAGAGAUAAUAAAGGAUAUGAUCAUGCUCGCUGUAUAAAUUAGACCAAAAGCAGAAUAUCACAUGGAGAGAUGUUCGUGAUUAGAUAGAAAUCAGGCGGAAAACAGUCACCUAAAUUUCAUACACAGCCAAAAAAAAGCCUACUAAUUAAUGCAUGUGCUAAGUUUUCAUGAAUUCUGUCAAUUUAUCUUGGCACCAUCAUUCUUUUUUUUAACUUGAGACUCAUUUGAGCGCUUGGCUUAGAAGUUAAAUAAAUGGACGAAUGGCAGAGAAAUAGUAAGAAAUCAUGGAUUUAGGUAAAAGCCACCAUUUCUAU